UAUAUAUGGCCGGCGCUUCUGGAGGCCUGAAACACUCCUGGAUUUACUCGGAUAGAUUCACUUCCUCUGCUCUCGGAGAACACACACACACACAGCGAUCAUGGUGAAGGUGUUUUCUGUGGACUGGCUCGCUCAAAGCGUUCAUGAUGCGACUCCUCAAGCGGCUCUGGAGCCGGAGAAGAGGACGCACAGGCCUCAUGUGCCGUGUGUGGUUCAACCCAGACCUCCAACAUCAUAUGACAAGGUUUAUCUGCAACCAAAACCAAAACCAACCAAAGCCGAGGAGAAACCAGAAUCCUCAACUCCGGUUGCGCCAAGAAACUGCUCAUCUCCAAGCUUUUCAGAAAACAGUGGUUAUUCGUCUGGUUAUGAGAGUGAAGCGGCCGCGUCGGAAUGCGCGUCCGUCGAUGAUGUAAACGACGGUGCCACGCGCAGAAUCAGAACUAAAUUCACACCGGGACAGAUCGACAAACUGGAGAAAAUCUUCAACAAGCACAAAUAUCUGGACGCGGGAGAGAGAGUGAAAACCGCGCUGAAGCUCGGUCUGUCAGAAACACAGGUCCGAACCUGGUUCCAGAACCGCAGGAUGAAGCUGAAGCGCGAGGUCCAGGAGAUGCGCGCGGACUAUAUGCUGCCUCCCGUGGUUCUUCCGCACGUGCACGCGCUUCAGUACCAUUGCUUCGACCGACAGCGACUUCCGUUUGCUCCUCACGGGCCUUUGAUGCAUCAGCAGCACGUGAUGCCACAUCUUCCUCAUCAUCAUCAUCAUCCUCAUCAUCACCUCAUGAUGCCAAGGCAACAUUACUACUGAAGACUCUUUCCUUUAAAAACACUUAUAUCACAUCCUGUGUGCAAUAUCUGUACAGUUUGUUGGAAAAAAAAGCUGGUUUAACUAAAAAAGAAGAGUUUAUUUAUGAUCAGAAAUAAAGUAUGUUUUAUGCACAAAGUUUACUUGGUGAUUUGUUCGUGUUUUACACGCUUAAAGUUGUUAUAGAAGUGAUUAGAUCUGAAAAAUUAGUUUUCCUGAAUCAUGUUAAAGUCAU
Messenger RNA from Pimephales promelas (fathead minnow), 1043 nucleotides. RefSeq names its product ventral homeobox (gene vox). The record is from RefSeq and is a predicted model, not a curated record. Gene Ontology annotation, molecular function: DNA binding. NCBI's taxonomy places the organism in Eukaryota, Metazoa, Chordata, Actinopteri, Cypriniformes, Leuciscidae.